CUGGCUUUCAAAAGGCAGUGUUUUAGAGUCUGGACACACGCAGCCUCAUAAUCGGCACUGAGAUCAUCAUGGCAGCUGAGGGAAAUCCUGUUUGUGGUGGUGUUAUGUUGCUCCACACUGAACGUGAAGGGAAACACUCGUAUGAAGUGAAUGGCUUUUUUAACUAUAACAAAGGAAAAUUCGCGAGCAAGGGAGAUAAAGUUAUAAUGAUAAACAACACAGAUGUAGAGGUUUUGACUCCACAGGCAUUUGCUGAGCUGCUGAUUGAAGAGUCUCCCUUACUUACCAUACAUCAUUCACCCAAAAGGAAAACCAAAGAAUGUGAAUCUGAGGAAAUCAAUGUGCGUAAAAAGGAGGAGCCGACAGUCAUGAGAUUCAGCGUGAUGAUGGUAAGAGAGGAAGAUCUGGAAGCCACUGGAGUUCAACCAUCGCCAGAGUGGGAAGACAAGGACAUUGAGGAUGACUGUUUCAGUAAAGACAAUCUUCUGCUUGUCUCCAUGGCUGAGACAAGCUUCAGUGUGGUCGUUGCUCGGGGCUGUGAUCCUGACAGCCCUUGCAACAGCUGUGGAGGGAUGAAUUGCCAAUUUAAUGACGUUGUUGUCCUGCCUGCGACAGCUGAGAUUACCUUUAAUUCUUCAAGGAUUUUGAUGCGGAUUAGAGAGCAAAAGAAUUUGUUCAUUAAGAGUUCCUUGAUGGAAAAGUAUGUCACCCCAGAGAAUCAGCAUAUGCUUUUGAAAGACACCAUGUCAGCAAAAAUCACCCUCUACUAUUAUACUAUCACCAAGGGCUGUGAAGGUGUUCCUGUUGUACUGAACUUCAGUGGCACAGAAAACUUCUUCUGCUGUACCACCAAACAAGGUGAAGAUAAGAAGAUUUUGACAGUCAUGAACUGUAAUAAAAAGCACCUGAAAAGCAUCUGUCCUGAUGACCGAGAAAAAUGGUCCCUUGUAUUUUACAUGUCUUGUGGGCGAGACAAUCUCCGGCGUUUUGAGUCAGCUCUUUACAGAGGAUGGUUUAUCUACACAGAAAGGGUAGAUAAUAACGAAUUGUACAUGCAUAAAGAAGAUCAGUUUGACAGUAAACAAGACAGUGCCUUCUCAUUCAUAAUUCUGAGUGAGAAUGGGUCAUGUUAG
This is a messenger RNA of Sinocyclocheilus rhinocerous, 1133 nucleotides long. It is a transcript of the gene il1fma, whose product is annotated as interleukin-1 family member A. Gene Ontology annotation, molecular function: cytokine activity. NCBI's taxonomy places the organism in Eukaryota, Metazoa, Chordata, Actinopteri, Cypriniformes, Cyprinidae. Gene Ontology annotation, biological process: neutrophil activation; positive regulation of gene expression; inflammatory response. The transcript is spliced from 7 exons. The coding region runs from base 69 to 1133 and encodes 354 amino acids. The record is from RefSeq and is a predicted model, not a curated record.